UCCAUGUCUAUCCUGAGCCCACGACUUAACCUGCGCACCCGCCGAACCUUCUCCUCAAUCUCCGCCGCUGUCUGCCAAGACACCACUGUCUGGACCCAAGCCCCUCUCACCCUCAUCUCCCCUGCCGCCGAGUCUCUCUUCCACGUCAGCAUCGACGUCUCGGAUUCUCCCGAUCUCGCUGCAUCCCACUCGCGGCCCGGGCAGUACCUGCAGCUCCUUGUCCCUGAUGCUGCCGAGCCUGCCUUCCUCACCAUCGCCUCACCGCCUUCUCUCGCUGCUUCGAAAGGCGAGUUCGAGUUCCUGGUAAAGACCUUCGCGGGUUCCACUGCCGAGCUUCUGUGCGGUCUCCAGAAAGGAGAUGUGGUCGAAUUGAGUCCGGUGAUGGGGAAGGGAUUUGACGUCGAUGCGAUAUCACAGCCGGAGUUGUUCCAGACAGUGCUGAUCUUCGCGACUGGGUCCGGAAUCAGUCCAAUCCGGUCCCUUAUCAAGACAGGUUUCAAUGCUGAUAAGAGAUCAGAUGUACAGCUUUAUUACGAGGCUAGAAACCUCUAGAGAAUGGCCUAUCAGGAUAGGUUCAAGGAUUGGGAAUCUUCUGGUGUUCGAAUCGUACCCAUAUUAUCACAACCGGAUGAUAGAUGGAAAGGUGAAAGUAGCUAUGUACAGGUUGCUUUUGCUAGAGCCAAACAAAUAUCCAACCCUUUGUCCACUGGUGCAGUUCUUUGUGGGCACAAACAAAUGACUGAGGACGUUAUAUCUGUUCUCACCACAGAUGGAGUCUCAAGAGACAAGAUAUUGAUGAACUUCUAAUUAUGGCUGGUAUGCAUGCAGUUUAUGUGUUGUGUAGCAUUCUCAAC
This is a messenger RNA of Magnolia sinica, 854 nucleotides long. RefSeq names its product fruit protein pKIWI502-like. The record is from RefSeq and is a predicted model, not a curated record. Gene Ontology annotation, molecular function: oxidoreductase activity. The coding region runs from base 4 to 552 and encodes 182 amino acids. The transcript is spliced from 5 exons. Lineage: Eukaryota; Viridiplantae; Streptophyta; Magnoliopsida; Magnoliales; Magnoliaceae.